Molecule: messenger RNA, 1536 nt
Organism: Schizosaccharomyces osmophilus
Lineage: Eukaryota; Fungi; Ascomycota; Schizosaccharomycetes; Schizosaccharomycetales; Schizosaccharomycetaceae
Product: amino acid transmembrane transporter
Exons: 1
Coding region: 1-1536 (511 amino acids)
Biological process (GO): amino acid transmembrane transport
Cellular component (GO): membrane
Molecular function (GO): amino acid transmembrane transporter activity
Source: RefSeq, a predicted model, not a curated record
AUGCAACCAGGUGCGAAUGCAGAAUCGGAUUCCUUACGACGCUCUUUGGGCGCAAGGCAAAUCCAAAUGCUUGCCUUUGGAGGAACCAUUGGCACAGGCUUGUUUUUAGGGAUUGGAUCUUCUCUAGCUGAUUCAGGCCCUGCGGCUCUCCUUUUAUCGUUUUGCAUCAUUGGCGUAAGCGUGUAUUGUACCAUGCUAGCGCUAGGCGAAAUGGCCGUCUACAUGCCAGUAGCAGGAUCGUUUUGUACAUAUGUCGGAAACUAUGUUGAUGAAUCUUUCAGCUUUGCUCUUACUUGGAAUUACUGGUUGAACGAUACGAUUGCAUUAGCAAGCCACGUGUUAGCAUCUCGAUUGCUCGUUGAUUUUUGGCUUCCUGACACGACAUCGGCAGUUGCAGAUUCGUCUUUCUCCACGAGUUUUGGGAUUCGCAGUACAAGAGAAAUUGUUCGCACUGCUACACCUAUCAUCUCUCUUCUAGCCAACGUUGGAUUGAACAUGCUUCCAGUGGACGGGUUUGGCGAAAUUGAAUACUGGCUCGCAGCCAUUAAGGUGUUUACAGUUGCUUUGUUUUGCGUGAUUGGACUUGUCACCAAUAUGGGAGUCAACAAUGAAAACGAGUUUAUCGGCUUUCGCUACUGGAAAGAGCCUGGUGCUUUCCACAAUGGUUUUGGUGGGUUUAUAAGCAGCUUUGUAAAUGCGGCGUUUGCUUUUGCCGGAACGGAAUCGAUUGCCAUUGCUGCUGGCGAGGCCCUGAAUCCAGUUAAAAGUUUACCAAAGGCAAUCAGGUCGAUGUCGUUUCGUGUUUUGACCUUGUAUAUUGUUGGUGUUUUGGUUGUCGGUAUCAACAUUCCAUACAACACACCGGGCCUGAAUGGCGAUUCCGUCCGGAUGUCCCCGUUUACACUCGUUUUCCAAAAGUUUGGUGUUCCCGGAGCGGCUAGUUUGAUGAAUGCAGUGAUCCUAUCCUCGGCUCUCUCAGCAGGCAAUCAUUCCCUGUUUGCAGGCACUCGUCUUUUGUACUCCUUGGCGCGAGCUGGACAUGCACCCAAUGUCUUUUCCAAAUGCAAUCGUCAUGGAGUUCCAUGGCUUGCAGUGUUGGCUACUAGUACGCUUGCGAUUUUGUGUUUGUUGACAUCACACGCCGGAAAGACAUGGUCCUUUUUACUCAACAUUAUUGCUGUUUCCAACCAAUUGUCUUGGACAUUUAUUGGAGUUACUAGUCUGCGAUUCAGGAAAGCUUUACGUACCCAAGCAAAAACCCAUCGACUCUUGUUUCCCAAUUGGACGUAUCCCGUGGGACCAUAUUUGGUGAUUAUUUUGAAUGUUGUUUUCCUCCUUGUACAAGGAUGGAAGAGUUUCUUUCCUUUCCAAUUUUCUCUCUUUCUUAGUUAUUACAUAGAAAUUCCUCUUGUUUUGGGAUUGUAUCUCGUUUGGAAGCUUUCCCAUCGCACCAAACUUUUGACAACCACUGAAAUGGACCUUGAUACCCAUUGGCAUAAUCCUGCUCCUCAGGCGGAAGCAGCUGCAGAAGCAUGA